CGCUGCACAGAGAGGCGCUCCGACCUCCGCUAAGUCAGUAUCCGCGUCUUACGGCAUCGCCCGGACCCGCUCGCAUCAUACCCGCACCUGCCCCGCGGCGGCGUGGACACGCUCCUUGCUGGCGCGUCCCCCCAUCGGUGGCCGGAGACGUCUGUCAAAGACAUAUAAUUUCAGAGGUGCUGCUGUCCAGAGGAAUGCUGGAGGACAGAUGAUCUGACAGUGAGGCUCAGGAACCUGUGUCACGAUGGGCUGCUCCCAGUGCAAGCAGAAGAAAUCCACGAAAGACGAGGACGAGCCCGUCACGUCGGCCUGUGACGCCGGCAUUUCGGCACAGGUCUUGGCUGCCCCGCGCUAUGGGCCGGACCCCACCCACAACCAAAGCCCCGGACUCAUCCCGGACUUUAACAACUACCCCAGCCUGACUAGCCCCACCCAGCCAUUUGGCUCCGCCUCCACAGGCACCACGCAGAUGUGGGGAGGGGGCGUCACAUGUGGAGGGGUGACUCUCUUCAUAGCCCUGUAUGACUAUGCCGCCCGCACUGAGGAUGACCUGUCCUUCGUCAAAGGCGAGAAAUUCCACAUCGUCAAUAACACGGAGGGGGACUGGUGGGAGGCGCGCUCGUUGGACACGGGCAACUCGGGAUACAUCCCCAGCAACUACGUGGCUCCUGUGGACUCCAUACAGGCUGAAGAGUGGUACUUUGGGAAAAUGGGGCGGAAGGACGCUGAGAGGCAGCUGCUGGGACAGGGGAGCCCCCGAGGAACCUUCCUGAUCCGUGAGAGCGAGACCACUAAAGGGGCGUACUCUCUGUCCAUUCGGGACUGGGACGACGCAAAAGGGGACCAUGUCAAGCAUUACAAAAUCCGCAAGUUAGACAAUGGCGGCUAUUACAUCACCACCCGCACACAGUUUGACACGGUGCAGCAGCUGGUGCAGCACUAUACAGAGCGCGCUGCAGGCCUCUGCUGCCGCCUGGUGGGCAGCUGCCAGCGUGGCAUGCCCAAGCUGGCCGACCUGUCGGUCAAGACCAAGGACGUGUGGGAGAUCCCGCGCGAAUCGCUGCAGCUCAUUAAGAAGCUGGGCAACGGGCAAUUCGGGGAGGUUUGGAUGGGCACAUGGAACGGCACCACCAAGGUGGCGGUGAAGACGCUGAAGCCGGGAACCAUGUCGCCGGAAGCCUUUCUGGAGGAGGCGCAGAUUAUGAAGCGGCUUCGGCACGACAAGCUGGUGCAGCUGUACGCCGUGGUGUCCGAAGAGCCCAUCUACAUCAUCACCGAGUUCAUGACCCAGGGGAGCCUGCUGGACUUCCUGAAGGAUGGAGAUGGGAGGGAUCUCAAGCUGCCCCAGCUGGUGGACAUGGCUGCUCAGAUCGCUGCGGGGAUGGCCUACAUCGAGCGCAUGAACUACAUCCACCGGGACCUGAGGGCCGCGAACAUCCUGGUGGGAGACAACCUUGUGUGCAAGAUCGCCGACUUUGGGCUGGCGCGGCUCAUCGAGGACAACGAGUACACGGCACGACAAGGAGCAAAGUUUCCCAUCAAGUGGACGGCGCCUGAGGCAGCGUUGUACGGCAAGUUCACCAUUAAGUCCGACGUGUGGUCCUUUGGAAUCCUGCUGACUGAGCUCAUCACCAAGGGCCGCGUGCCGUACCCAGGCAUGAACAACCGGGAGGUGCUGGAGCAGGUGGAGCGCGGCUUCCGCAUGCCCUGCCCGCCCGGGUCCCCGGCCUCACUGCACGAACUCAUGCUGCAGUGCUGGCGUAAGGAUCCCGACGAACGCCACACCUUCGACUACCUGCAGAGCUUCCUGGAGGACUACUUCACUGCCACCGAGCCACAGUACCAGCCGGGCGAGAACCUGUGAUUCCCCCCCCCCCCGCCCCCCCGCCGAUGAAAAGUGCUUUGCCAAACUCGCCCUACCGUUCCUUAACACCCCCCCCCCCCACGCCCACCACCCGCAUGGCUGUCCGGUCAGACCGCAGUGACGGACACUUAAAGUGAGCAGGGCAUUUAUAGCCCCCAUCCUCUACGAAAAUGCUCUGCCUACAGAUCUUGUUGCUCUGGGCUCUAUUGCUUAGACUUGUCAAGGACAGUAUCUGCUGAGGCUCAAUUACUCAGGCCUGUAGAGGACAGUGUGUUCGGGACAGAGGAGAAGGGCCGGCAGUGGGAGGAUCAGCAACGUUAUCCCGCUUUCGGCUGAAGUUUCUCAAAAAUGGCCUUGUGGUGUGGGAAGGAUUUAAUACCUGCAAAACUAUACUCCUAUAGCAUUUAAUGGUUAUUUGAUAUUUUAUUACAAUAUGAUUAAGAAGUGAUAUAAUUAUUUAAUACAUUCUCUUGGCUUCCUUAUCUUAUCCAGUCUUCACUGGAGAGCCUUGCACCCCAAGGCAGUUAGGAGUGCCUUGCCAAGAGGUCAUGUGUGCUUUGGGUCACAUGACCAGGUCACUUUCACACGCUCACCUGACUGGUAGAGGGUGGUACCUUUCUCUUAGUGAAGCACAGAAUGUUAUGUGUCUCAGAUUGAAAGUACUGCCCUUCCUCCUCCAGAGGAACGAGGGACAGUAGUAACAAUUAUGGUUGAACAACAAGGGAGGGUGCUGCUGAGGUCUGGCGCCACCCAAUGGCCCGGAGGCCUUCUGCUGUUCGAUCCUUUGUGAGAAAGGUCACACUUGACAACUAAUAACUGUAUGUGGUUUAACUCCUGUUGGAUUUUUAAUACUCCUAAGUAUUUUUAAUAUUCCAAAGUUUAUAUCUGAAAUAAGUUUAUUUGGUUUUGUUUACAGCCCUUUGCUCUCUGGCAUUGAAUCCUGUCUUUAAAUGAGAGCCGUCUUCCUUAAGUGUACAUUUUGUAAAAGAGUUUUCACAGAACUUGAGGGGAUCAGAAUAUUAUUUGUACGGCGUGUUGUCUGGGAAGUAAAGCCUGUAAGCUGUG
Messenger RNA from Brienomyrus brachyistius, 2929 nucleotides. RefSeq names its product Yes-related kinase (gene yrk). Gene Ontology annotation, molecular function: signaling receptor binding; non-membrane spanning protein tyrosine kinase activity; ATP binding. Gene Ontology annotation, biological process: integrin-mediated signaling pathway; cell surface receptor protein tyrosine kinase signaling pathway; innate immune response. The record is from RefSeq and is a predicted model, not a curated record. Lineage: Eukaryota; Metazoa; Chordata; Actinopteri; Osteoglossiformes; Mormyridae. Gene Ontology annotation, cellular component: extrinsic component of cytoplasmic side of plasma membrane. The transcript is spliced from 13 exons. Bases 245 to 1864 code for a protein of 539 amino acids.